This is a messenger RNA of Scomber scombrus (Atlantic mackerel), 1630 nucleotides long. It is a transcript of the gene psmb9a, whose product is annotated as proteasome 20S subunit beta 9a. The record is from RefSeq and is a predicted model, not a curated record. Lineage: Eukaryota; Metazoa; Chordata; Actinopteri; Scombriformes; Scombridae. Gene Ontology annotation, cellular component: proteasome core complex. The transcript has 6 exons. Gene Ontology annotation, molecular function: threonine-type endopeptidase activity. The coding region runs from base 243 to 896 and encodes 217 amino acids.
UUCAAUUUCGAUUUUAUCCAGGAAAACAUGGAGUCCGUCUGAUGAAUGAUUUUAGAGUUAAUUUGUUAAAUCAAAAGCGUUUAAGAACAUUUUAAAGCUAUAGAGAAGUUUUCCGACGAUUGUAAAACAGUAUAAACGCUGCAGCGCUCAGCUGAACGCUUUGGUUCAGGUUUGGUGUCACUUUUACGUCUCUGGCAGACAGACUGAUCAGUCGGUGUGGUCGUUUUUGUUCCUACAUCAACAUGUUGGAAGAAACGGGACCAGAGUGGUUGUCUGAGGAGGUGAAAACCGGAACAACUAUCAUUGCCAUAGAGUUCAAGGGAGGGGUCGUGUUGGGGUCUGACUCCAGAGUGUCUGCAGGGGCGUCAGUGGUCAACAGGGUGAUGAACAAGCUGUCUCCCCUCCAUGACAAGAUCUACUGUGCUCUGUCAGGCUCUGCAGCAGAUGCUCAGACCAUCGCUGAGAUAGUUAAUUAUCAGCUGGAUGUUCACAGUAUCGAGAUUGGCGAGGACCCCCAGGUUCGCUCAGCUGCCACUCUGGUGAAGAACAUCUCAUAUAAGUACAAGGAGGAACUGUCAGCGCAUCUCAUCGUCGCCGGCUGGGACAGAAGACAGGGAGGGCAGGUGUUUGCAACCCUGAAUGGUCUCCUGACCAGACAACCUUUUGCAGUCGGUGGUUCUGGCAGCUCGUACAUUUAUGGGUUUGUUGAUGCUGAGUAUCGCAAGGACAUGAAAAAAGAGGAGUGUCAGCAGUUUGUUGUCAACGCUCUCGCUUUGGCAAUGAACCGUGAUGGCUCCAGUGGUGGCGUCGCCUACAUUGUCGCCAUCGAUGAGCAGGGCACAGAGGAGAAAGUUGUUCUAGGAAAUGACUUACCCACCUUCUUUGAUAUGUCAUAGUUUUUCUAUUACAAGGGUGCCAAGCCACUGUUGUGCAGAACACAAUAAUAUCAUGACUCACAUUUUUUGACUCAGCUGUCACCUUUAAAAUAUUGGUCAAGAAUACAUCUGCUAACAUUUUUUUAAAAAGAGAGACAUUUCCUUGCAUUGUUUUAUAAUUUCCAGAUCCAAUUCAUAUAAUUGUCAGGUUUAAAAGUGACUCACACCCUCAGAUUAUCAGAUAAGAUUUGUUUCAUUACUUAAGAAAUUUAAGGAAGACUGAAGCUUACAGUUUAAUAAUUUACCUACCAAAAAAAUACUGACACUUAGUAAUUGUAGUGUAGUGUAGUGCCCUCGACUAUGUUCAGGUCAGAUUCAAAUGACUAGAUAGAUGGACAGCAAUUGUAACUGACUAUCGCAUCUAAUAACUGUUUUGUAGCCACCAGGCAACCUAGAAAAAGGUCUGAAGAUGAUGAGAUGAGUCAUUCAGUUAAUGAGCACUAAUCUUAUUAGUCCAACCACUCCUACAGAAACACUCUUUCAUUAAUGAGGUUGCCUGAGCUAUUCAGUGUGAGAAACAUACCGCCACAGCAGGAGGAAUGGAGUUGUCAUUAUUAUGAUCUUUGGUCACCUGGUUUAGCUUUCUAACAUUUACAUACAUUUCACUAUAGUAAAUGCACUCACAAGUCCCAUAUGUGCUUUAAUGUGUAUUAUGUGGACAUUAAAAUGAAAUAAAAGCCCUUUGUUGAAAGGUU